This is a messenger RNA of Gregarina niphandrodes, 528 nucleotides long. Its product is annotated as leucine rich repeat protein. The transcript is spliced from 2 exons. Gene Ontology annotation, molecular function: protein binding. Bases 1 to 528 code for a protein of 175 amino acids. The record is from RefSeq and is a predicted model, not a curated record. NCBI's taxonomy places the organism in Eukaryota, Apicomplexa, Conoidasida, Eugregarinorida, Gregarinidae.
AUGGGCACAGAUUCCUUGCGGAUACCCGUCAACCUGUUGGUGGGUGUUACGGUACUACGGCUGGAGCACCUGAAGCUGACUGAUGCCACACAGGAUUUGUCACAGGUACAGGAACUGAUAUGUCAAGGUAGCCACAUCACCCAGAUUCAUAACGAUGUAUGGAACGCUUUACCCGCUCUCAGGACGGCACUGCUGCAGAAAAAUAAACUCAGAUCCUUCCCCACCGAAUGCCUAGAACACUGCUCCAAGAUUAUCUAUCUCAAUCUCGACCAUAAUAAGAUCUCAACCAUACCCACGAUUCACACUACCUCUCUACUAACCUUAUCUCUCGCAUACAAUCAACUAACAUGCAUACCCUCCUCUUUACUUCAACCGACUUCGUUGAUCAAACUUACACUCGAUUACAACGCCAUAACCAUUAUUCCUUCGGAAGUAUCGAACUGGAAAUCAAUGGAGAGAUUGAGUCUUCUACACACACGCUAUCCUUUGCCACUUAUUAGCACGUACUUAUUAGCACAUACUUAUUAG